AAAAAGGGGGAGCGGCGGUCGCUUGCUCAGAGGGAAACCUCCAUAUUCUAGGACGGCCAGAGAUGUACAGGCGUCUUAUUUAUGUCUUUGCUGCUAACUCGGGAUAGAUUGGUGCCAUUGUUCGUCUCCUUUUCACCUCAGACCUGAGCCCAUUCAUUCGGAUUUUUUUAAAAAAUACAAAACAAAAAAUAAAAAGACUCCAUGAUUAAAGUUGCCACUAUGGCGACUUUAUGUCACCGAAAUAUUACAGUACAGAUUAGGAAAAGCGUGUUUCCUUGUACAUAUGAUUGAAAUAUAUAGUUAGGAUCCCACCCCACAAAAAAAAAAAUAGGGAAAGGGGAAAUUUCAAUAAUGAGAUUAAACGUUUUUCUGUUGUUGUUUUUUUAAAUACAGCCUUGAAGUGUUGAUGAACCGCUAUGGAUGUUUCAAAAUGGCCACAUAUUUGCGUACUGUUUUGUUUUAAUUAGCAAAAGCCUGCAUUAAAAAAAAAAACCACAAAGCUCAAAAUACUGUAAUUAAAAGCACAACAAGUGAAGGGAGAAAUAUCUCCAGGCAGGCAGAGAUGGGUAGAGUUCGAAUUAGAGGAAUGUGUGUGUGUGUGUGUGUGUGUGUGUACACACACGUAUAUGCACGCUCAUAAACACAACUUGACUAUCGAGGGUAACUUUGAUUUCUGAGUACUGUUGAAGGAGCAGGCAGAAUACUGAAUCGUGGCUGUUUCCCCAACCCCCCCAUCACAUUUGGUUAAAUUUCUAAACAACGACAGUAAAUUAUGAUGGUGAUGGAAGCAAAGUCGAAAUGUAGCUACUAUUCUAUGCUUUCAUUGAGAAUGUGUGGAAGAAGGAUCCGGCGCAAGCACGGUUUGCUUUAAAUAACAGUGACAGUGAAAAUGUGUUUUUAUAUAUGCGAUUAAGUGUGUUUGGCGUCCUCUGUGUAUAUGUGGAAAUGCAAAGGUCUUUUUCGAUACUAUGAAAAGUGUACUUUUUGGGAAAUGACUCUGAAUACGAAUAAAAGUGAAAUAGUGAAAACCUACCCCUCAAAAGAUCAUCGCCAUUAUAUAUAUAAUAUGUUGUUGUGAAAUUGGGUGGGGGAGGGAGAGAAUAUGCCAUGGUGUCAUAAAAUGAUACUGGGGUUUGCUUGCUUUUAGUUCCAGGCUGUUUAAAAGAGGCUUAGAGAACAGCUCAGCUGAAGGAAAUUUUGAAAUCGGCACUGAUCUUUAAAAAUACACAGCGAUCGAUCCCCAGCAACCCCUUUUAUCCUGGUUUUUCAAGCGCCUGAGAAAAAAGGACACCAUAGUAAUUGUUGCUAGAAUGUUGGGGUUUAUUGCUUUCCUCUAAUUGGCUUCAAUAAUAAUUAGUCUUUUCCCUUCCUCCCGCAAAAGAAAUCCCUAUAUAUAUGUGUGUGUGGCUCUCUCUAUUUAUAUAGCUAUUCUUUGUAAAGAAUCUCUAGCAGAAUGGGGGAUGUUAGAAAAUAAUAAAGGAAUGUGCAAGAUUAAAAGGAAUCUUAUUGAAAAGGAAAGGUUGAAUAUAUUAUUUCUCCCCUAUGCUUCUGAAUUCUUGCUGGUUUUCUGAUCUGGAGCCGAUAGCCCUUAAAAAUUGGUCCAUACUAAUGGAACUGUGUGAAAGAUGCCAUAAUUUUGCUAUAAUGGGCUGUAACCUCGAUUCGACCCCAGACUUGCGAGUAAGCCCCUGGCUGGGCCGGAGGGGGGGGUUGUUGCGGAGGUGAAGAUCCCGCUUUCCUCCAGAGGGUGGCGCACGAGGCCGACUGACAGUCGCGAGCUGGCGGCCGGGUGCGCGCGCCGGCGCGCGCGCCCCAGCCCUUCCAGCAUCCACCCAAACUCCCCCAUUUAGUGCACGAGUUUACCUCUAGAGGUCAUCAGGCAGGAUUUACGACUGGACAACAAAAGCACGUGAUAUGAAGCCGUACCCCAUAUUUGGGUGCCUACGUAGGAGGGAACCAAGUACAUGUCCCAGUCAUUUCCAUAAUUCAUCAUAAAUUGUGCUAGGGUGCUAUAGACGCACCAAAAAACGAAGCAAAGAGCCACAAAUCAAGCCCCCCGAUCAAAAAAAAAAGCAACAAAAAAAUCCCAACCAACAACAACAACAAAAAAAUCAUCAUCAACAAAAAAAACAAAUGAGCUCUUAUUUUGUAAACUCAUUUUGCGGUCGCUAUCCAAAUGGCCCGGACUACCCGUUACAUAAUUAUGGAGAUCCCAGUGCCGUGAGCGAGCAAUUCAGGGACUCCGCCAGCAUGCAUUCCGGCAGGUACGGCGGCGGCGGCGGCGGCGGCGGAGGCUACGGCUACAAUGGCAUGGACCUCAGCGUCGGCCGCUCGGCUUCCAGCCACUUUGGGGCAGGGGGCCCCUCGGAGAGGGCUCGCAGCAGCUACCCCGCCAGCGCUGCCCCCGAGGCCAGGUACGCCAGCCGGGCGGCGGCGGGGGCCACGGGGGCCACUCACUCGCCUCCGCCUGACCCUCUGCCCUGCGCCGCCGCCGCUGCCGUUGCGGCCACCUCGCCUGUCAGCGGCGACGCUCAUCACGGCGGCAGCGUGAAAAACUCCACGGCCAACUCGAGCAGCACUUCGUCCACUUCCAGCAGCGGCGCCAGCAGCAGCAGCACCAGCGCCAGCAGCAGCGCCAGCAGCACGGGCAACAACCCCCACCACCUAGGCAGAGAAGGGCUCAGCACGUCGCCAGGCACCGAGGAGGACGCCCCGGCCAGCAGCGAGCAGGCGAAUCCCCAGCAGAACGACCAAAGCACAGCUCCACAGCCGCCCCAGCCCCAGAUCUACCCCUGGAUGAGAAAACUGCACAUAAGCCAUGACAACAUAGGGGGUCCCGAAGGGAAAAGGGCUCGGACUGCUUACACCCGCUACCAGACCCUGGAGCUGGAGAAAGAGUUUCACUUCAAUAGAUACCUGACCCGCAGGCGGAGGAUUGAAAUAGCGCACGCUCUUUGCCUCUCAGAGAGACAGAUCAAGAUCUGGUUCCAAAACAGGCGCAUGAAAUGGAAAAAGGAUAACAAGCUGAAGAGUAUGAGCAUGGCAGCGGCGGGAGGAGCCUUCCGCCCUUAAGAGGAAAACCCCCCGGCCCUGAAGCUGCUGCUGCUGCUGCUCCGUCUCCUUCUUCCUUCCCCGGAAGAAAACAAAACAAAAAAACCCGAGUAACUGAGCAGUAUUAUAAUUGAGCUGACCCUGCGUGGAAUGUCAGUAGCCUCUUCCCGCUCCUGCUCUCCUUCUGCCCCUCGUUCUGUAGACCACAUUGACUUGCUCCAACUUCUCUGGGAGGCUGAAGAUUCCCUCGCCCAUCGUUUCAUCCUGAGCCUGUUUUAAUUGAGCCCCCCACCCCGCCCCCGCCCGCGUCUCUCUCUUCCUCUCUCUCUCUCUAGCGCGUGUUACGAGUAGAUCUGCUUCCCGUGCAUUUUAUGUCUUGAAUGGCUUUUGUCUUGAAGGGGUGGGGGGGACAAUGUAGAUGUUUUAACUUAUUUAUAUGAAGCGAGUGGUGUUACUUGAAGUAACUGUAAAGUGGGAGGGGGGAACCGAGGGGGGGGGGAAAGACACCCUAGACAAACACAAAAGUAAAGGAGGACGAUCUGUUCCCUCGUUCGCUUCCCCCUCAACUCCGUCCCUUCUGGCUCCCCUACAAGUCCUGUUUGACUCCCAAUGUUCUCUCUCUGUGUGUGUUGCACUCGCUGUGCUUUGCUGUGCAUGUGUGUUCAAAACGUGUCAGUGUCUGUAUAGCUCCAAGCUGUGGCCGAGAUUUCCGAUCAGAAACGACCUAUCUUAUUUCCCUGUGUCCAUUAAUGGCUGUUGUAGAGGUGAAUAUGACGAAAUACAAAAACGGAACGUGUCCUAACGUGUAGUGAAUAGUGAAUCUGUGACGAAAACUGUGAUUCCAGACAGUAUGUCCUUUGCUUGUGCCUUUGUAUAUGACUCUCUUUGCACGAAGUCUUAGAAGUGGCUUUUUUAUUAAGCGCAGCUUCAGUAACGUAUUUCCCACCCCCUCUUCUCUCUUAUAGCUUCCUUCCUUUCUUUUGGUGGACAAAGUUACACAUAGAGUCAAAGUAUGGCUGUUUGAGCAAACAAUAAUAAUAAUAAUAAUAAUAAUAGCAGCAACAACAACAAUAAUGUGAUCGGCUUUUGAAAAGAAACUGUUUUUUUUUAAUAACUGACUGGAAAAAAAAUAAACUUUCUAUUGUAA
Molecule: messenger RNA, 4198 nt
Organism: Podarcis raffonei (Aeolian wall lizard)
Lineage: Eukaryota; Metazoa; Chordata; Lepidosauria; Squamata; Lacertidae
Gene: HOXA5
Product: homeobox A5
Exons: 2
Coding region: 2134-3072 (312 amino acids)
Biological process (GO): regulation of transcription by RNA polymerase II; anterior/posterior pattern specification
Cellular component (GO): nucleus
Molecular function (GO): DNA-binding transcription factor activity, RNA polymerase II-specific; RNA polymerase II cis-regulatory region sequence-specific DNA binding
Source: RefSeq, a predicted model, not a curated record